AGUUUUCAAUUCAACUAGGCAUUUCGGAACGUAACCGCGCGCCGACUCGCUCGCUCUGAUAGAAAGAGAUGUCAUAGUUCCUUCUCUUCUUUCACCUGCAUUUUGCCAAUAAUUUUGUUUCAUUCAGUCAAUUCUCGUCUUUUGCCAUUGGUGGUUGUGGCAAGUUUUUGUGGAAAUUUAUUGAAAGAAAUUUUUGAAUAACAAUAAAAGAAAAAAUAAUUAUCUCACCAUGGCUGAAACGGAAAUAAUAUCAAAUAGUAGUGAAAAUAAUGAUCAAUUUUUUGAAGGUGUUGAAAAACUUAUAGAAAUAUGGUUCACGCCGGCUAAAAAUGCAGAUUUAAGAAAGAUCACUCGCCAACAAUGGGAGAAUGUGUUGAAGAUAGUCCGCUGCGAGAUCAUCUCUUUCACACAGAGCGAGCAAGUCGAUGCAUAUGUACUUAGCGAGAGCAGCAUGUUCGUGUCGCGUCGUCGUUGGAUCCUGAAGACUUGCGGGACAACGACGCCGCUGCGGUGCGUGCGCGCCGUGCUGACGCUCGCACGCGACGUCGCCGGCCACGCGUGCGUGCAUAACGUGUUCUACUCGCGGCGGGAGUUUGCCCGACCCGCAGCGCAGCUCUCGCCUCACGACAACUUCGACACCGAGGUGGAAUUGCUUGAUUCGUUCUUCGGCGACGGCCGCGCUUAUAUCAUGGGGCCUGAGAAAGAUUGCUGGUACUUAUACACGCUGCUGCCACUCGAAGGUACAGUUGACGCCCUGGAGAAAGAACAGCGCGAGGUGGGCAACGGCUGCGACAUGUCGGAACCCGACCAGACCAUAGAGAUACUGAUGUCGGACCUGGACCCUGAGGUCAUGGAUAUAUUUACGCGCGCUGCCUCCGAAGAUGCGGCACAUGCCACGCGGAAAUCGGGCAUUGACAAAAUCAUUCCAGGGAUGGUCAUAGACGACUUCCUAUUUGAUCCAUGCGGCUACUCUAUGAACGGAGUUGCCAAAGACGGCUGCUACAUGACGAUCCACAUAACGCCGGAGCCGACAUGCUCGUACGUGUCGUUCGAGUCGAACGUGCCGCUGUCGAGCUACGACGAGGUGAUCGCGCGCGUGCUGCAAGCGUUCCGCCCGGCCAAGUUCGUGCUCACCGUCUUCGCUACGCCGGACUCGCCGGCGGCGGAGGCCCCGCGGCGGCUGACCAAGUUCUCGUCGCUGGGCUCGUUCGAGCAGAAGGAGGCGCAGUACUGCCGCUUCUCCGGGUACGAGCUGCACUACGCCCUCUACUGCAAGUUCCCGAGCUGAGUGGCGGCCCCCCCGCGGCCGCCGGCGGCCCCGCGCC
Molecule: messenger RNA, 1325 nt
Organism: Achroia grisella
Lineage: Eukaryota; Metazoa; Arthropoda; Insecta; Lepidoptera; Pyralidae
Gene: SamDC
Product: S-adenosylmethionine decarboxylase proenzyme
Exons: 8
Coding region: 230-1288 (352 amino acids)
Biological process (GO): spermine biosynthetic process; spermidine biosynthetic process
Cellular component (GO): cytosol
Molecular function (GO): adenosylmethionine decarboxylase activity
Source: RefSeq, a predicted model, not a curated record